Messenger RNA from Daphnia magna, 1564 nucleotides. Its product is annotated as tetraspanin-2A. Gene Ontology annotation, cellular component: membrane. NCBI's taxonomy places the organism in Eukaryota, Metazoa, Arthropoda, Branchiopoda, Diplostraca, Daphniidae. The transcript has 6 exons. Bases 649 to 1419 code for a protein of 256 amino acids. The record is from RefSeq and is a predicted model, not a curated record.
AGUCGCGAACUUUUGUAACGAAUAAAGUAAUAAAUUUUCAAACAUUUCUAUCCCUGCUUUGGUAGUAAGCAGAAGAACUGCAGUUAAUUGCUCUAGAAGGUUGAAAAUUCGUAAAUUUGUGUUGCAUCAGAUAUAGGAUUUUUACACCAGAUCCUGUUGUUGUAGAGCACUUGAUUCUCCCAGCUAAUGCAUGGCUGUUGCAUAAAAACUCGAAAUCCAAGGUGGACUUUUAUUUAUCAGGCAUGUUUUUUUGUUAAACCUCGGUGAGAUAUUGCCUGUGCUGUGGUAUACGAAGACCACGUGAACGUCACACCCACUUCACGUUAUUUUCUCCCAUCACCAAGUUAUUGGACGGUAUUGGUUGUCCUAUUGUAAGCUGGCUUAUGUCUUUUAUUUUACGAUCGUGCAAUGGUCCUUGUGCAGAGACCAUUGUAUCAUAUCAGAUAUUUAUGGUACCAUAUAGGAUUGGGACCCUCCUUCUCCUCCUAUCGAUGUGCAGGCAAGACACUCAAAUGACGCAGAGGGGAGGUGUAAGUAGAAAAAGUACAAGAAAAAGAGCGAGAUGCAUGUCUUCGUUUGUUCAUCGAUUGUCAUUCAAAGAAAACGGGUCGCAUUGUGUCUGAUACCACAUCUGCUGUCCCGACCGGCAUGCCUUACAGGAGCAAUGAAGUGGACGAAAGGAACAAAUGGACAACUAGAUUCAAAUACUUUUUAUACUUCUUCAAUGUCGUCUCUCUGGUGCUGGCUAUUGUGGUGAUGACCAUGGCCAUUUACAUCCGAGCCGAUUGGACCAUCAAACAUUACAUUUACGAAUUGGAAGCGUAUCUAAUGUGGACGGGCCCUUACAUUCUGAUGGCCUCCUGUUCUUUCACCAUCGUCAUCUCUGCAUUAGGAUGUUGGGCCACCGUUUACGAAAACCCUUUUCUUCUCACUGCGUUCACCAUGGCCACUGGAGCAACGGCAUUGAUUGGUCUCGGUGGAGUUGCCUAUUCGCUCAAUCAUGGCAUCACCUUCUCCGACAUUACUCCAUGGCUAACGGAUCGCUUCACUUACUUGGUGUUUGAAUCCGAUACUGAUCCCCGGUCAGCUCGUAUCGUUCGAAUUAUGCAAGAAGAGUUGGGUUGUUGUGGUGGAAGUGGAUGGCAGGAUUAUGCCAAUUACAAUAUGGAAAUCCCGUACGAAUGUCGUAAUCCAGUCACCGGCAACAUGUACGUCUACGGGUGCGGAAUCAUUUUCUCUGAUUUUAUGGAACCUCUUGUCGCGUGGAUGUCUGGAAUUGCCCUUUUGCUGAUUGUCCUACAGAUAAUGGCCAUGGUAGCUGCCAUGAUUCUGCGCCGCAAUUUCAAACGCGAAGAUAAACUCAUCAGUGGCCACCAAAAGUCAGCUACUUACACUGCUGUUCGGAGCCGAAAUAUUUAAAAUGUAAAUUUUUGUAUAUGUGUAGAGCAACGUGGAUGUUUCAUUGGUUUUUGACAUGAAAUUCAGUGAUUCCAUAUUUUAAUCAGUCAUAAUGUUAUACAUUUGUUCUUUCUGCAUGCUGCGAAUUCAACUACGAAUAAUACAU